CGGGGAUAGGUAAGAAAGGUGCAUGCCGCAGAUUGCAGAAGAGGAGAUAGGCUGAACCUCCAUAGUUGAUUGCUGGUAGUUAUAAGUUCUAAAGAGAGGCCAGGCCAGGCCUUUCGAAUUCCAGUUCCCUUUAUUCGGUACGCGCCUUUCUUCUUCCUUCUAUUUCUUUUCUGUAUAUAUAAUUUCCCCCUUUGGAAACUAAAUUAAAUCUGGGCGACCUUGAUUUGCAUUUGUCUGCCCGCAUACCCAUAACUUAUUUUUGUCUCUUUUUGCUUUCACAAAACUUUUGAUUGUGAUGUUUAUUGCUUAUCAAAUAGUGGUAACACUAAUAUAUUAAAUGUAAGAAUAUAAAGUGUUGAAUUCUGUUCCGCAAGGAGGAAACAAGAUGAUUAGCAAUGGCUGCUUAACCUUUUUUACCGUGCAGGUUGUCUAAGUCGCCACCCCUAUUUCUUUUUGUUGUUGAUAGCCUAGUCAUAAUGCUAUUAAUAAGAGAAUAAUAAGUUUAAAUGAAGUUUAUUUUCCUGGGCUAGAGCGAAAAGAGGCUGAUCCUGGCCUGAAUCCUGAUAGUGAAAUCAAACGGCUAAUAGCUUUCAAUAUGUUAGCUUAUCUACCCUUUUCUUCUCAUAUCUAAGUGAAUGUGGUUGCCUCUUUAACCCGUGGCAAAUGACAAUGAUUUCACUAUUACUUACUAUACCUGUCUGGCUGUCUCCUCAUCAUUUUCUCUUACAAUCUUCAUUUUUUUCAUUUGGUUGUUUUGUAUAAAUCAAUUCUUUAUAAACAGCUUUCAUGUAGAAUAUCCAUUUCCAAGUGACUUUGAUUUUUUUUUGGUUUCCCUUUUUUUGCCUGAUAAUAAAUAUUUCAUUGUGUUUUAGUAUUCCAUUUAUCUGUUAUUCCCAAACAGCUGACUGCAUUUGUAUUCUACUUUACACCUUGUUUCAUGAUUGAAUUUCUGCCAAUUAGAUCUUUUCUAACCAGCUUAUGUCAUGGAGGGUGGAAAUGGAAAUGAUCCUUGUGAAAGUUCAGUAUUACAGAAAGAUAUUUAUCAAGGGAUUGAUGAUGAUGUUAAACGGAAUUCUAAAGAUCAGAGAGAUGCUCUGGGGGAUGAACCUAAAUGUGUUAUUUGCGGGCGCUAUGGCGAGUAUGUAUGUGGUGAGACAGAUGAUGAUAUUUGCAGCUUGGAAUGUAAACAAACUCUACUCCUCAGGGUUGCUAACUCAUUGCCAGUUUGCUCAUCAUCUACUCAGAGAUUACCUGCUACUGAUGAAUGCUUUUAUGUUAGAGAUUCUGUUGAUAGGUCAGGCCCUCCAUCUUUAACUUGUGAUCAAGCUGAAUUGCUUCGAAACAAACUUGAAAUCCAUGUAAAAGGAGGUGUGAUUCCUGCUCCAGUAUUGGCAUUUUCUUCCUGUGGUCUUCCUCAGAAGCUCCUACAAAAUAUAGAAACUGCAGGGUAUGUCAUGCCAACACCGGUGCAGAUGCAAGUAAUCCCAGCUGCUUUAGAUGGACGAAGCCUUCUUGUUUCAGCUGACACAGGCUCUGGGAAAACUGCUUCCUUUCUUAUUCCUAUUAUUUCUCUUUGUGCAAAACUUUACCCCAACAACAACUCAAAUCUCAGAAAGCCAUUAGCGGUGGUUCUAACACCAACUAGGGAACUAGGUAUCCAAGUUGAGGACCAAGCUAAGUUGCUUGGAAAAGGUUUGCCUUUCAAAACUGCACUUGUGGUUGGUGGAGAUCCCAUUGCUAGACAACUCUAUCGCAUUCAGCAAGGAGUGGAACUAAUUAUUGGAACACCGGGCAGGCUUAUUGAUAUUUUAACCAAGCAAGAUAUUGAAUUAAGUGACGUAAAGAUAUUUGGUCUGGAUGAAGUGGACUGCAUGCUUCAAAGGGGCUUCCGGGACCAGGUGAUGCAGAUUUUUAGGGCUCUGUCACAACCCCAGUUACUGAUGUAUUCUGCAACAAUUUCACAAGACGUGGAGAAAAUAGCAAGUUGUAUGGCAACAGAUAUUGUUACUGUUUCUAUUGGCAAGCCUAACAGGCCGAGUAAGGCUGUGAAGCAGCUAGCUAUCUGGGUUGAGUCAAAACAAAAAAAGCAAAAGCUUUUUGACAUAUUAAGGAGUAAACAUUUUAGGCCACCUGCUGUAGUGUAUGUGGGUUCCAGAGCAGGGGCAGAUCUACUGUCUGAUGCAAUUACAGCCACCACUGGAAUUAAAGCUUUGUCAAUACAUGGGACGAAGUCCAUGAAGGAAAGGAGAGAAAUAAUGAGGAUGUUUUUAGUUGGAGAAGUAUCAGUAGUUGUGUCUACUGGGAUUUUGGGUCGCGGAAUUGAUCUUUUAGCUGUGAGACAGGUGAUAGUGUUUGAUAUGCCCAAUUCCAUUAAGGAGUAUGUGCAUCAGAUUGGUAGGGCAUCAAGAUUAGGGGAGGAGGGUAAUGCAAUUGUUUUUGUGAACGAUGAGGAUAAGAAAUUGAUUCCAGAGUUGGUAGAUAUUUUAAAAUCCUCUGGAGCUGUUAUUCCUCGAGAACUUGGUAAUUCACGGUAUAAUGUUGUUUCUUUGUCAUCAGGCAAGAACUUCAAGAAAAGAAAGUAUGGUGGCUGAAGUUGCGUGCCUUUUAUAUUUUAGCCCCCUUUUUUUUUCAGUUCAUCACAUCACACAUGGUUAAAGAAGCCAAAAAUGUAAAAGCUUUUGUUUACAAAUGAUUGUGUAUUAAAUUCUGCUGAAGCAGGUUUGGUAGUUUGAAGUAGUUCAUAAAAUAUGCUCUUCGAGUCGGGACCUGUGUUACUUCUACAAGGAUGAAUGGUGUUGGAUCUAGCACCUUUCCCUUAA
Molecule: messenger RNA, 2819 nt
Organism: Gossypium raimondii (Peruvian cotton)
Lineage: Eukaryota; Viridiplantae; Streptophyta; Magnoliopsida; Malvales; Malvaceae
Product: DEAD-box ATP-dependent RNA helicase 41
Exons: 3
Coding region: 984-2591 (535 amino acids)
Molecular function (GO): ATP binding; RNA binding; RNA helicase activity
Source: RefSeq, a predicted model, not a curated record